Messenger RNA from Melitaea cinxia (Glanville fritillary), 696 nucleotides. Its product is annotated as GTP-binding protein rho1-like. The coding region runs from base 1 to 696 and encodes 231 amino acids. Gene Ontology annotation, molecular function: GTP binding; GTPase activity. The record is from RefSeq and is a predicted model, not a curated record. NCBI's taxonomy places the organism in Eukaryota, Metazoa, Arthropoda, Insecta, Lepidoptera, Nymphalidae. The transcript is spliced from 6 exons. Gene Ontology annotation, biological process: small GTPase-mediated signal transduction.
AUGUGGUCGGGCAAGAAAUGUUCGGAGGGUGGCGCCGGUACUCCCACCGAGGAGGAGAUCAAAGUGGUGCUGGUAGGAGAUACACAGUGUGGCAAAACGUCACUGGUCCAGAGAUUCGUCUCAGAUACCUUUGUAGAGGCAUACACACCGACCGGUUUCGAAAAAUACGGAUACACAAGCCCUGUGGCCGACUAUAGAGUGAACUACUCAGUAUGGGAUACUUCAGGAACAACAGCGUACGAUACGGUCAGGCCACUAGCUUACCAGGACGCGAAAAUCUUCAUGUUAUGUUUCAAUAUAGCCGAACCAGAGAGCUUAAACAAUGCAGCCGCUAAGUGGUACAGAGAAGUUCGCACACACGGCGGCUCAGCACCGGUGUUACUCUGCGGUUGUAAAGCCGACCUCAGACACGAUAAGGAAACGCUCACAAUGCUGUCAAAGCUAAGAACACAUCCAGUCACCAGCGAAGAGGCUUUAUCAGUAGCUAGACAAUUAGGAGCGACAACAUAUGUGGAAACAUCAGCACGUGCAUCCAGCAAAGGCGUAAAAGAUGCCUUCGAAGUGGCAGCGUUAGCAGCUCUGGGAAAACUAAACAAACAACAAAUAAAACAACAGAAGCAAGUGGGACGCAGUAAGAGCAAGCGCGACUUGAAAGCCGAGCUGAAGGGACGAGCAAAGAGUUGUUGCGUCAUGUGA